ACUUUCCCGUUGACGCCGUGCCACCCCCUCCCUCCUCUUUUUCGAGAGCUCUCUCUCUCUCUAAAAACUCCAAAACACAACCGAGACGCGAGCCUAGAGCUAGAGGUGUUCCAAGCGCAGACGCGCACACUGACACGAGACGAGCGGCACAGCUCAUCGCAGCUACUGCCCCCUGCCGCCCUCGCUCCCUCCGCCGAGCCACCCGCGCUGCUGCGCGAGAGAGCGAUUCCGGCGGCCCUUGGCGCGCGGCGUGCCCGCUCCGGUCCUCCCUGCGCCUGUGGCGGUGUGGUGGGAGUUAAUGCGCCCGUGAGCCGGCGGCGGCGGCGGCGGCGGCAGCGAGUGGUGGCGGGUUAAUAAAGGCGGCGUCCGGCCCCCUGAGACGGCGCGGGGGAGCAGAGGGGAGGGCAGCGAAGGUUCGGGUGGUCCGUGAGGCGAUGGGGGGCGCCAAGGGGGAGGAGAAGGCCGCCGUCGGCGACGACUGGUGCUACCAGUUUGGAAAUAAGAAUACAUUUGACUUGAAGGCCCCAAAAAAGUCACCACUCGCAUUGAGAAUGGUUGUUUUCGCUAUGACUAUGUUAUGCGGGAUAUUUAUUUGCUCAAUAUGUAUGAAGCAACUAGGCAGUGACAGCUGGUCGAGAAUAGUGAAGAUUGAAGUCACAGAACAACAAUGUAUUAACUUUACGGUUCCACCUUCUGAGGUUCAGUUUGUGCAUUAUCCACAGCCAGUAACGUACAGCAGAGAUGAAUGCAAGUGCAACCCUGUCCGGUUCUUUGCAAUUAUCUCGUUACAGCGAUCUGGAAGUGGCUGGUUUGAAACCCUUCUUAACAGCCACGUUAAUGUUAGCUCCAAUGGUGAAAUUUUCUCUGCAAAAGAAAGGAGAAGUAACAUUUCAUCUAUUGUAAAGACCUUGGAUAAAGUGUACAAUUUGGAUUGGAAUAGUAGUGCUUCCAAGAAUGAGUGCACUGCUGCUAUUGGCUUUAAGUGGAUGCUUAAUCAGGGUCUUGUGGCAAAUCAUGCAGAUGUAGUUGACUACUUUAAUCGAAGAGGAGUCUCCGCAAUAUUUCUCUUCAGAAGGAAUCUGCUCCGUCAGUUGGUAUCACAAUUAGCAAAUAAUCAUGAUAGAUACCUUAAGCAAUUAAAUGGAACACAUAAAGCCCAUGUUCACACACGAGAUGAGGCUAAUACGCUAGCAAGAUACAAGCCCAGGCUCAACACAACAUCACUAAUUUGGAGCCUGAAACAGGCAGGUGAAUAUAAUCGUGAUGCUCUUGAAAAUCUAAAGAGCAUCCACCACAUCACUAUCUAUUAUGAAGAUCUCAUUCGUAACAGAACAAAGCUUGUUGAUGUCCUGGAUUUCCUCAAAGUGCCAAGGAGGAAACUAAUGAGCCGGCAUGUAAAGAUACACACUAAGCCAUUGUCGGAGCAGAUUGAGAAUUGGGAUGAAGUCUACAAUGCUCUGAAUGGUACCGAAUACGAGAGCUUCUUGAACGCAGACUACAGAAUAUGAUGUGUGUCCACUUUUCUUGUGUAGACAUAGACUCUUUUUGUGUGUGAUUCUUUGCUUCUUUUUCAAUUGCUGGCCUUGGCGACUUGGCGUGCCUGCAAACAUUUUUGAUGCGAGGAAAGUGCUUUGCGGCUGUUGCACUCGAGUUCUUUGAUAGGUCCAUUAAUUGUAUACCCGUUUUCCUGAUGUUUCUGUUACUGAUCUUCAAGCUUCUAAUCUUUUGCACUCCAUUUGUAAUGCCUAAUUCCUGGCCGCAUGAUGUUUCUGAUUGCUGUAUCAUAUGUAGUUGUGUGCUGUCUUCGGUGA
Messenger RNA from Phragmites australis (common reed), 1811 nucleotides. RefSeq lists its product as uncharacterized. The transcript has 6 exons. The record is from RefSeq and is a predicted model, not a curated record. NCBI's taxonomy places the organism in Eukaryota, Viridiplantae, Streptophyta, Magnoliopsida, Poales, Poaceae. Bases 435 to 1508 code for a protein of 357 amino acids.